Messenger RNA from Hyposmocoma kahamanoa, 6394 nucleotides. RefSeq names its product E3 ubiquitin-protein ligase UBR1 (gene Ubr1). The record is from RefSeq and is a predicted model, not a curated record. The transcript has 27 exons. Gene Ontology annotation, biological process: protein ubiquitination; ubiquitin-dependent protein catabolic process via the N-end rule pathway. NCBI's taxonomy places the organism in Eukaryota, Metazoa, Arthropoda, Insecta, Lepidoptera, Cosmopterigidae. Bases 16 to 5382 code for a protein of 1788 amino acids. Gene Ontology annotation, cellular component: ubiquitin ligase complex; cytoplasm. Gene Ontology annotation, molecular function: ubiquitin protein ligase activity; zinc ion binding.
AGCUGUUAGUCGGAGAUGAGCUCGCCACCGCCGGUACAGUUAGAAGUGGAAGUAGGUGACGAGCCUAUGGAGGAAGACGCUGCCGACAUGAUACCAGCUGACAGGUUCACGCUCCCGGCACGCGCAGACGCAGUUGUGGAGUUAUGGCGCGCAAAAAUGACGGAAGGUGUGCUCUCACCCGCUCACUUUCAAGACCAUUGGAGGGUCACUGUGCCGAGGAUAUAUUCGCCGCAGCCCAACAGGACUUGUUUAGAUUGGUCAUUCGACGAAGAGCUAGCGACGAAGUUACUCUUGCAACCACUAGAGCAGUUUGUAUGGGGUGCGACAGACGCCAAUCAGCCGGCGGCGCCAAGACGCUCCACGCUUUGUGGACGAGUCUUCAAACAAGGCGAGCCUGCUUACAGCUGCAGGGAAUGUGGAAUGGACAAUACAUGCGUACUAUGCGUGGAGUGCUUCAAGGUGUCUGCGCACAGGCACCACAAGUACAAGAUGGGCCAAUCAGGCGGCGGCGGCUGUUGCGAUUGCGGUGAUACCGAGGCUUGGAAACGGGAUCCUUUCUGUGAACUGCACGCAGCACCACAGGAUCAAGAACAAGCACAAGCGAACGUGAGUCCUGAAGUAGUGUACCGCAUGAAAAUUGUUGCGUCCGUCUGUCUGUCAUACGGCUUCAGACUGUUGACGCACGUCGACCAUUCGCCCGGGGUGCCCAAUGAUCUCAGAUUAAAAGAUGCCGAACGGGAUCUUCUGCAGAUUUUAGACCAGCCAGAUCUCUACUGUACAGUUCUUUACAACGACGAAACACAUACAUUUGAACAGGUCAUAUCGACACUGACCCGCGUAAUGAAGUGCAACCAUCGCGACUCCGUGGAGCUGGUGAGCCUCAUCGACCGCGAGGGUCGCGCGCUCGUCAAGUGCAGCUCUUUCCAAGUGUGCGACAAGCUCAAGAACGAUAUUGAGUCCUGCACGGCGAUGUUCGAAAGGUUCACGUCGCGCCACGGGCCUAUGCUGAAGGUGCUCGUCAUGCACGCACAUCUCGUCGCGCAUCAAACGUUCGCUAUGAAGCUUUUGAACUGGUUACAAAACUUCGUAAGUCAAGAACCAAGCCUUCGAUUAGCCGUGAGUCAAGUGGCUCUCGGUGACGACGCGUGGGGCGCAAGUGGGCCAAGCGGUGGGGUCGCCGGUGGGGUUAUGCAGAACGACUUUCGUAUGUGGAAAGCUGCCAGGACCGCCUGGCAUAGAUUGCUCAUUGCCACCACUUUGAUGGACUACACCACCAAGAAAGCUAUGGCAAUAUUAUUCACUAAGAAUUAUGGCUCAAUUCUGAAAGACUUCAUCCGUGACGACCACGACCACUCGUUCUCAAUCUCGUCACUCUCCGUGCAGCUGUACACGACGCCGACACUGGCUCAUCAUCUGAUCGCGAAACACGACGCGUUAUUCAUUGUGGUUAACACUUUCGUUAGUGAAUGCAAUAGGCGGUGUAACAAUCGAGGUCGCCUGGAAUUUGAGCGCAACCAUAUAAACAUGGCGUUCAAACGCGCGCAAUUCAUUCUAUACGACGUGAAGUAUCUCCUCGGUUCCGUGCCAACAACAUUCGACGACGAGCUGCGUAAAGGGUUCCUUCACGGAUUAUCCCUGAUGCUCAAUCUGCUUGUUAUGAUGCAGGGAAUGGACUCUGUAAUAAGACAAGUUGGUCAACACAUGGAAUACGAGCCUGAAUGGGAGUCUGCGUUCAAUCUCCACGUAAAAUUAGCUCACAGCAUCACUUUGUCAUUGGAGUGGUGCGCGUCAGAGCGUGCUCUGAUUGCGUCCGCUUACCGCAUGGCGCUGCGCAGGCACAGUGACAUCUACACUAAUCAACCGAGGGUCGUUAGAGAAUUGGGCAACCAAAGCGCCUCAGUGAUCCCCUACGACGUUUCCGUCGAGCCAGUGUCCAUACAUCGGCCUCUGUCGCGAUACAUCGCCGGUUUACACUUACAUCUGCACCAACAUGGUUUAUCGUACCACAGCAGAGAGUUUGACAGGCCUGAUAAACCGAAACCUUCUCCUGAAGAGCUUAUAGAACCAGUGCUUCAGACAAUGGCGAUGAUCGCGCAAGUGCAUGCGGGCAUGUGGCGCCGCAACGGGUUCGCCUUACUCAAUCAGCUUUACUUCUAUCACAACGUCAAGUGCCGUGCCGAGAUGCUGGAUCGUGAUAUUGUCAUGCUGCAGAUUGGCGCAUCACUAAUUGAAAGCAAUGAGUUUAUAAUUCACGUACUGAACAAGUUCAACUUACUGCAUUGGGCGGAUGAAGACUUCGAGCAACGAAGAACCUUCGAAGAUGACACUCUGCGGCACACCAUUAGCAUGGUUGAGGAAUUCUUAGGGCUGCUUAUUACUGUGGUGGGUUCACGCUACGUACCAGGAGUGGGGGAAGUAACAAAAGAAGAUCAGACCAAGAAAGAAAUAAUUCAAAUGCUCUGCGUCAAGCCUCUGCCUCAUUCUGAACUCAAUAGAUCGCUACCCGAAGAUCAAUCCCACGAAACAGGUCUAGAGGGAGUUAUUCACGAAGUAGCAGACUUUAUCAAACCUACUGGGGGCAACAACAGAGGCGUUUACAAACUGAAACCACAUCUAUACGAUGAAUAUGAUACGUUCUUCUAUCACUACACUCGCGAGGAUUUGUCGAGGAGUGAGGAGGAACAGAGAAAUAGGAGAAAAGCAGCUGGGCUUCCUGAGUGCUGCCCGCCACCGGCGUUACCGAAACUAACGCCUCCUUUCCGACUAUUAGCAAGCCUACUUCAAUGUGACGCGGCACUGCACGUACUACGCAUAGUACUCGAACGUGCGUUAGACUUGCGUGCCAGGUCAUUCUCCGAGACGCAAGUACACAAGGCUCUCCACUUAAUUGGGUAUGCCCUUCGUGACGAGGAGAGCGGCCACUACGAGUUUCUUGCUUUCGCGGAAAGCGCGGCGCGCUGCGGACUUCUAACCCUGCUGCAAAAACAGGUCAACAACAUUCGAGUUGACGCCCAUAGACCGCUUACUAAGUGGUUGCUUAAUAAGAUGAAGACUUUAUUAGGACAGAACGACGAACAAGGUGGCGAAGGAGACAGUAUGGAGACUGACCAAGAACAAAAGCCUACUGGCGGCGAAAUUGCGGAUGCCGAAAAAGAGCGUCGUGCGAAGUUAGCUGCAGAGCGGCGAGCGAAGCUCAUGGCGCAAAUGAAGGCGCAAAUGAACAACUUCAUUUCAAAGAAUGCUACGCUGUUCGAGGAGACUAACACUGAGGUAACGGAAGAAGAGCAAGAAAUAAGGACGUUGUACUCCGGGGCCGCACUUGGCGUGUGGGGCGGCGGCGUUCCCGAACCUACACGAGUCUGUAUUAUGUGUCAGGAAGAGGCGAAAGUGGAGAUUAAGGCGGAGCCGCUGGUGCUGGUGGCGUUCGCGCAGCAUUCGACGGUGCUGAACCGAGCGCGCGUGGGCGGCUGCGGGCGCGUGCCGGCCGAGUGGCGCGGCGCGCACCUGCCGGCCGGCCGCGGCGCGCAGCCGCACGUCUCCUCCUGCGGACACGCGCUGCACGCGCGCUGCUGGCGCAAGUACGUCGACAGCGUGAUGGACAAGGAGAACCGCAGACCAUAUCGCCUCCGGCAACCGGCAGCUUUCGAUGUAGAAAAGAAAGAAUAUCUCUGUCCACUGUGCGAACGACUUUGCAAUACAGCGUUACCCCUCCUCCCGGGACCGUCUUUACCAACAGGCGUCCCCCCGCCCCUUACCGAAGACACGUUUGAUGAAUCCGUCAAUUUAAUACUCAAGUUGAAACACCAAGUAUGUUCGGAACAAGUACAUAUUUGUACUGAGUACUGCGAAGAAUUGCUCUGCCAAGCAAGAGCAAGAAGUGUUGGUGCGAUGUCAUCGGACAUGGAAGACGAGUCGGCUGACGAGUGCGAAGUCUACGUCUCUACGCAUUCGGAGAAUUUGUUGACUCCCGAUUUCUUGGCUCAUUUUGAAGGAGAAAUUCCGAGUUUUAAUGAUACUACUAAAUCACUUAUUGAGGACUUUGCUUCGAUUCUCCCCUGCAUUUGUGGACUCUCCGAAUCAGGCGGCAUGAUCUCCGUAGCCGCUUUAUAUCGAGCCACAUCCUACACAAUAAUAAGUACAAACACUGUUCUCCAAGCAGAAAAACGUCCCAUACUCGGCGACCAUCUCCCUGCCCGACAUAGAGACGCCUUACAAGCCUUAAUACGCCUCGCUGCCGCUGUUCCUUCAAUAUGGUCCACACCAAAGCACUUAUCGCACCACGCUUUGUCCACUUUAAACGUCUUAGAGAACACCACGCCUUUAAGCCAUGAUGCUUUCGGUACUGUGGUUACGUUAGUGCUGACAGCGCCAUCUCUAUUCUGCAAAGUGGCCGGCCCCGCAAGACCUAACCAUCUGGCAAGACAAAUGACCCUGCAGAGUUUCAGAGCCGAUAUAGUACGAGCUCUUAUUGUCACUGAUGUAUCGAAUUGUAAAUCUGAAGCAAUGGAGGAGGAAGACUUGAAACCGAGACCUGAUUUAGAAAAUCUUUUACCUUUUAUGAAAGAAUUACGCAAAGGGAAUUUGGAUAUAGAAGGGUUGAACCCUAGUGAAGUGUGGGACAGGGUGAAGAAACAAUGCCACAGUUUCUUGAGAUGCUGUUGUCUCUUCUUUCACUUUUUGAGUGAUAUUAUUCCGCCCACAGAAUUGACUGUUGUCGAUGGUGACACAUGGGAAGUCAUGUGUGGGUAUCUCAACUUACCAUGCACGUUUAAAGAGUUGAUAGAUACACCAAACGUGAGGAAGAAAGCUCUGGAAUGGUCCAAUAUGUCGACAGAAUAUUUUAACGGUGAUAUGCUCCCGCAUGUGGUCACGGAACCUGAUGAACCGCCAAAGUUAAUGCCUCUGCCGGAUGAUUUUUCGGAACUCAUGAAUGUGGUUUCGGAAUUUUCGUGUCCGAAUUCGGAAAGGGAGGACAGUAAAUACCCGACAAUGUGCUUAGUGUGUGGACAGAUAUUGUGUUCGCAGAGUUAUUGUUGUCAAACUGAGAUACGAAAGAGUGGGCGUGGGGGUGGCACGGAGCACGUAGGCGCGGUGGUGGCACACGCCAUCCAGUGCGGCGCGGGCACCGGCGUCUUUAUGCGCGUGCGCGACUGCGAGCUGCUGCUGCUGGCCGCGCCCGCCAGAGGCGCCAUGCUGCCCGCUCCCUACCUCGACAGCUACGGGGAGACCGAUCAGGGUCUCCGUCGUGGCAACCCACUACACCUCUGUCCUGAAAGAUACGAGAAUCUUCGCAUGUUGUGGUUAUCACACGGUUUGCAUGAACGUAUCGCACGCGCUCUUGAUACGAACAUGCUUGUCAACACGCAGUGGCAGAACAUGUGAAAUGAUAAAUUACAUUCGACAUUUGCAACGUCAUGAAAGAGAUGUAUAAAACCGUGCAACUGUUGUACAAUGUCUUGUAAAAGUUGCACAAAGCCUUGUAAAAGUUGUACGACGUCUUACAAAGCGUAUGCAAAAUACUGUAAAAGUAUAGAAGUGUGUUGCAAAAAUUAUGCUAUGUCGUGCAAUCAUUCAAAAUAGUCCAAAUAACAGAAAUAGAUUAGAUAGACAUUGUCUUUUAACCAGAUUUAAAAAACUGGUUUUUAUGUUGCAAUCUUAAAAAUAAAUUAAUUACAUUCGUACAUUUGCAAGUGCGGCUGCAUCUUUCUAAGAAAUGUAUGAAUGAAAACGUGACAUCUGUAUACUCACUCUUAUGAAUUGUUAAACGUUUCAGUUUGGGUACGCCCUUGAUGAUUAGGCACCGUCACUAAUACCAUUCAAUAAAGUCAUACACUACUCAAAACAAUAACCCUAGCUAUUGUGUUGUAUAUUUGUCUAGUAUUUUCGGGAGUUAUUUGAACAAUAAAGAUAAUCUGUUGUCUAGUUUAAACUGUGUCAAAACAUAAAUUUCUAUGUUACGUUCCGUCUAUGUUUAAAAAUCUAGUUGGAGUCCCUAGUGUAACGCUCAUUAAAAGACGCGAAGUCUAUCAAAUUUCAAAUCGUAUAUAGCUUUUAUUUUAACUAAAAGGAGUGAGUAGAGAGUUUAAAACAAGUAGGAGAAAAAAUUCCCGUUCUUAUAGUUUACAUGCCUGAUGAGAUAGAUAAUUUAAAAUUUAUGCACAGUUCAUCAAAUACAUAAUGUACGUUAACACUUGUGGUUUAAAGUCAGAUUUUGUAAUAAGACUAACGGAAAAUCCAAAGUAUAAAGUUGACUACAAAGUUUAAAUAAAGGAUGCAGAAUUUUAAAGAACCAAAUUAUAAAAACCAAUACCGCCACCACCAUAAAAAUACCGUCAAUGUAAAGGUGACAAGCCAGCUGCCUACAACAAUAACUGCCUCUGUGGCCGAACGUUUA